Molecule: messenger RNA, 3207 nt
Organism: Pectinophora gossypiella (pink bollworm)
Lineage: Eukaryota; Metazoa; Arthropoda; Insecta; Lepidoptera; Gelechiidae
Exons: 2
Coding region: 225-2198 (657 amino acids)
Source: RefSeq, a predicted model, not a curated record
CCGCUCCUCGGCAGUUGGCCUCUCACACCCGAGUGCUCAGCACACCGCACUCCCGCCACCACAUAAUGAACCAUAUUGCACCGGCUGCUACACCCGCUCUUGCUCUCUUACUCCGAUAAACAUCAGCCAUGCUACGUGAUACAAACGCGACGCGGCGUCUCUAGCAAACAUUUUGUCAAAAAUGUUCACUAAAACAUGGCACAGCUGCUAUUGAUAGUUGCAGCAUGGGCCAGCAGGGUAAGGGCGUGGGGCUGCGCGGGCGCGCAGCAGCGCGCUAUCGCUACCUGUUCCUGCUGGCCACCGCGUGCGGUGCCGGCGUGCUGCUGCUCUCCCUCCACAGCGGCUCAGACUUCCUCUUCCUCGCGCGAGAACCCCUCGCACCCCCCUGGGACCAUCGCCCUCACGUCUUCAACGUCGGACACCCCUUCACCAUCGACACUGAAGGCUGCACCAUCCCUGGCCUCAGCCCCUUCGAUCCAAACAUAAAACAAUUCAUAAUCGAACCAGAAAACACGUCAUGUCGCAACGGAAAUAUUACCUUCCUUCAAAACAACAGCACUCAUAUCUGGAUACAAAAAGAGUACCUUCCUAAUCUGCAUAUUAAUCCUGACAAUAUGACCUGUUGCUACAAAUCCUUUUACCGGCCAUUGUCAAUUGACGAUAUAACAUCAGUUUUUGUUGACGAAAGGGCUGAGUAUCAACAUUGUGUUUAUUUUUCAAACUACAUCGAAGUGAUAAAUGAGUUCGUUAAAGUAUCAUGUGAACAUGAAUACGGUACCUACGAACAAUUCUUCAUAUUCGCUCCCAAGAAACCUUUAAUGAAACGAAUGUUGUUCGAGGAGAUCCCUCCUCCACACAAUAAACACUGGUACAAUGUGAUUGUGAUGGGUCUAGAUGCAAUAUCCAGGUUGAAUUUCUAUAGAACUAUGCCUAAAACAGUAGCUUAUCUUAAAAUGAAAGGCGCGGUUGAAUUUAUGGGAUACAAUAAAGUGGGAGACAAUACUUUUCCUAAUUUAGCUGCGGUGUUGCUCGGGGUGCAGGACGCUGAACUUCAAACGACGUGUUGGCCUCACACUAGAGCCACAUUCGAUAAUUGUCCGUUCAUUUGGGAGAGAUUCAAGAACAUCGGCUACUACACGGCUCUGGCAGAGGAUAAUGCCAAACUAGGUACGUUCAAUUUUGGUAAAAUUGGGUUUAUCGGCACUCCUACCGACUACUAUACACAUACUUUCAUGAGCGAAGCAGAGGAAAAAGCUGGAAACAAUUUAGAUUUUAAUAGUUAUCUAUGUAUGGGUAACAAGUACUUUUACCAAGUGCUUUUAGACUAUAUUCUAGAUCUUUCUUCGACAUUAAAGUCUUCUAAAUUAUUUGGCUUUUUUUGGGAAGUAAGCAUGAGUCACGAUUAUUUAAAUUAUCCCAUGCUUAUGGACGAUGGUUACGAGGAAUUCUUAAAAAAACUUGAUAGUUCUCAGUACCUGGAUAAUACAAUUUUAAUAUUUAUGAGCGAUCAUGGAAUACGUUGGGGCGAUAUUCGCUAUACUAAACAAGGUCGGUUAGAAGAACGGUUGCCUUUGCUGCACAUAUUAGUACCACCAUCAUUUCGCAAAAAAUACAGUAAGGCAUACGAUAACUUGAGACUGAACAGCAGGCGGCUCACCACACCAUUCGACGUGCACGCCAUGCUCGUCGACCUAGCUGACCUUGAUAGCAUAACAGACAAGCGGAUCCACCAACGCACUGAAACAGCCUACAGCCACGGAAGGAGUAUUAGUUUAUUUCUGCCAGUGCCUAGCAACCGAACGUGCGAAGCAGCAUAUAUCGAUGAUCACUGGUGUACCUGUCAUAAGAGUUAUGAGACAGCGACGGACAGUGGGGAAACGCGCGAGGCAGCGAUGCAUCUGGUACGGCACCUGAACUCACUGCUUCGGGAGCACCCGGAAUGCGCGCGACUGAAGCUGGGCAGUGUGCUGGAGGCGCGUGAGCUGGUGGCUGGAACGCCGGAUAAAAAAGAGCUGGGCUGGCGAGAGUACCUAGUGGUGGUGCGCGUCGAGCCAGGCGGCGGUGUGUUUGAGGCGACGUUGCGCCGCGAGACCCACCACUGGGCCCUCGCCGGCACUGUCAGCCGGCUCAAUUUGUACGGUGACCAAAGCCACUGUGUGCAUCACUUCCGACUUAAACUCUACUGCUACUGUGAAUGAAACUGCGUCUUUUCCGACGGACUAAACGCGAAAAUUAACAAAUGCUGUGAUAUUAUCAAAAUUUUGUGAAUAUGUAGGAACUCGUAUACAAGUAGAUGUACUAUGUUAAAAUAUUUUGCUCAACAUGUAUCCCGACCUAAGUAGGUAGUAGGUACGGCUCAGUAGUACAGAAGGUCGUCAAGUGUUGCUAUUGUGUCUGUUGUGUUUUAAAAGUAGGCAUUUUUUGUAAUGUUCCACAUAUUCUGUUAGUUUAUUUCUUCUGUAUAUACUUAGUACUUAGGUACUGUAAUGUAAAAGCAUAACAGACUUCUAGCUGGAAGAGGGUACCUAAUUAAAUGCGACGUUUUAUUUAAAGGAACAACGAUAUUAAGUACCUAAUUUAUUAAUAAUAAUAAUAUAUGUAAAUUUUGUGUUAAAAAAUAUGAAAGAGCAAUUCGGUGUUCGACAUUUGUCGCUUGUUUUUCCAGAGUCAUACAUAUUUUAUCGUAACAUAUUCGUAAUGUUAAAUGAGAUGUGAUUCAAACGCCAUCUUUCAUCACUUCACUCGAUCCCUGCUAUCAUUGAAUGAAGUGCAUGAACCGAUCAGCGUGUUGCGCUACAUUACCAUCCCAAUGUAUAUUUUGACGAAUAGUAAAUUCUAGAGGAAACCUUAGGAUCAAUUGGGACCUUUCCUCUAUUUACAGUGCUGUAAUCAAAUUGACAUGGUAAUCCUGAUCAUAAUAGAGCCUUAUAAGACUGAUAAUUUUGCACAUGUGAGUUAAUUUUGCACUGAUAAUUUUGGUUCCAAAUGUGUAAAAUGUUCUUAGUACAGCGAAGAUAUAGAAGUAAGAAAAUACAUCGGCUCGGAACUAUAAUCUAAUAAACAUUGUAUUAUAGUAAUGUAGGUGUGUUGUGUUAUGUGGUAAUUAAAGCGUAUUGAAAUUGUACAUAGUUAUAAUUUGUAGGUGCGAAAUAAAUAUGGCUACAUAUAAUUUUUUAUGUUAAAUAAACAAUCUUUGUUUUAAAUGAA